Molecule: messenger RNA, 2259 nt
Organism: Oikopleura dioica
Lineage: Eukaryota; Metazoa; Chordata; Appendicularia; Copelata; Oikopleuridae
Source: the annotation of a GenBank genome assembly
AUGGAGCAGGGAAAAGAGGAGAAAAGGGAGAAACGGACAAGUUCUAAUGCAAGUUCUAAGGUGGUGAGCGGGAUGCUCACAACUCGCUACUUCUACAGAUGGCUCUUUCCAGUAAUUGUCGGGGUGGUGGUUGGAUACACGCUGGGAUUUCUCGGUCAGACGCUUCUUCCAAGACCGUGUAUUUAUAAACAAAGUGCUGGGAGUAUCCAUCAUAGGAGAAUAUUGAAGAAACAUGCUGCUCAGAAUAAAACUAUAGAAAUUUACAAAUGGCCAGAAGACUACGCGGAAAAUCGAUAUGUUCAAAAAUCACGUACUUCUUCUGGCUUCCUUUACGUAGCCAUGAUGUCGGCGGGAAAAUAUCUCGACAACCGAGCUCUGGCCGCUGUUCAAACUUGGGCAGAAGCAGUUCGCGUGAAGAAUCCAAGCGCGAAGAUCAAGCGCAAGUCGUUCUCGAUGAUGCGCUAUCUGGCCGAGCAUCAUUUGGAAGAAUACGACUGGUUUAUGCGAUUAGACGAUGAUGCUUACAUCAGUUGGCCGAUCCUUGAAAAGCUUCUUAGACGACUCGAUCCAUCAGAUAAACUGUACAUCGGCUCCCCUGGCUUUGGAAAAGACGACGGGGACUAUGUCGAAGAAGAAAUGACUUAUUGUAUGGGAGGGCCUGGGAUAGUGAUGUCACGUGAGCUCUUGAGAAAUCUUAGUCCGCAUCUUCCUUCUUGCCUCAAACGCCUAUACACUGAGCAUGAGGAUUUGGAACUUGGGCGCUGCAUUCAGGAGCGGUUGCAGAUCUCAUGCAUCAAAGCCUACGAAGCGAAUCGCCUUUUCAAGCAAAACUAUGGCUACAACAAGCAAACCGAAGAAGAGCGGCUUCGGUACUUUUCUGAUCUCGCAGCUGGGUCCAUUGCUACUUAUCAUCCGAACAAAGAGCCUCAGUAUCAGUUCGAAAUUCACAGAGCUUUCAAAAUCGCGUCCAUCUCGGAUUUGAUCGCGAAAACGACUCAAGUCGAAAUGGAACGUGCUCUCAUGACAGAUCUCCUCAAUGAAAAAGAGCAAUCACAGAGCGCCGUCGGCAUCCCCAAUGGGCUAAAUAGAACAGACAUUUGGGAUCAAUUUUCCAGCGGAAAGUUCUUCUCCUUUCGCACAAGCACACACAAACUCCAGCCUUACUGGGUCGAUGUCAUCAGUUCCGCAGCUCGUGAAAGUGCGAAGUCAAUCUACAAACGACUCGGUCUUGGAGGAAAAAUAACGCGAAUUCAAGUUCCGGAAAUGUAUCACCGACUGACGGAAACUUCUUCUGAGCUUGUCGGGACAAUUAUUGUCAGACACAAUCAUCUGGAGAAUGGAAAACAGAUUCAACAAACUGUGUCAAACAGUGUCCGUGUUAGAAGAUCAUUUCUCAAUCGACCUUUCUAUUACGAGCCAGUCCUUCUUUCUAAAAGCCGCAUCCAAAAAUGCAUAACUCAGAACGAAAAGGAGAAAAACCCGGCUUUAUGUAAAAACGUCAUCGAUGAAAUUACCGUGAAUAUUAUCGUUCCGCUGACUGGUCGAUCAGAUGCCUUGCAUAGAUUCAUGAAGACAUAUUCCUCUCUAGUCAAGCAUCACCAUGAGCUUCUCAAUUUGAUCAUUGUUGAUUUUCCCGCAUCGAAUGCUGAAUUCGAAGCGUUGAAAGAUGAACUCAAAAAUUACCAGGAGAAAAUAUCUAAUACAGAAAUCAAGCUCCUUAGAGAACACGGGGAAUUCAGCCGCGGAAAAGGCCUCCAAACCGGGGCCCAAGCAUGCGAACACGAUGAUUUGUUGUUCUUCUGCGAUAUCGACAUGGUAUUCAACACCGAAACUCUCCGCCACAUCCGUCAAUUUACAGUCCAAGGAGAAGUGGCCUUCUAUCCGACAGUCUUUUCCAAAUACGAUCCAGCUUCGACUCUGAAAAAGGGAAACUUUCACAUUUCCGAGCGGGAAGGCUUCUGGCGAGAAUACGGUUUUGGAAUGGUUUCUCUUUACCAAGCCGAUUUCCUUGAAUCUGGUGGCUUCGAUCAGAGUCUUCAUGGCUGGGGAUUAGAAGACGUCCAUCUAGUUACAAAUUUUGUUGCAAAGGGAAAGGAUAUCAUGCGGGCAAAUGCCGCAAGUUUGGUCCAUCCGUGGCACCCGAAAUUCUGCGCAGAAGAUCUCAGCCAAACUCAAAGAGAUUCUUGUUUCCGAACUCGAGCUUCCCACAUCGCCUCUCAGCCGAUUCUGUAUCAAAAGUGGCUGAAGAAGAAAAACUAG